This is a messenger RNA of Vitrella brassicaformis, 3493 nucleotides long. Lineage: Eukaryota; Vitrellaceae. The record is from the annotation of a GenBank genome assembly.
UGAGAAGGAAAGAUUGUUGAAGCAUCCAUCGUUGAAUUCGUCAUGCAGGCAGGCAGGCAGGCACCACUACACGUCAUCGGCAUCGCGUCCCCCACACAUUGCAGGCCACUGAGGCAACGAAAACUGAUCCGCCCCAUGUCAUGUUUGAACCAAUCGCCCUCUUUAUGUGUACCACCAACAGACCGACAGACAGACAGGCGAGAAAAAUGGAGGAGUGGCGGUGGGGAGAAUCAGAUCGUGGGUGAUAUGGCUGGCUCAUGUCAUGCACGGCAGAGGGUGGGCUUGGUGGGGUUGAGUCAGUCUAUCCGAUAGACAGAGAGCAGGCCUUGCUGACCGACAGAUAGGCAAGCAGGCAGGGGAAAAUGUGGGUUGAAGGCGCACUCUCUGGUCGAAAGAACCGACCGUGCCCACCCGUGCAUGGCAUGAACACGAGCAUGCACACGGGCACGCUCCUUCCUUGCCUGACUGUGGGACGGACGCGACGCCGUGUGAAAAAUAGAGAGCAGCACACAGUCAUACAGACAGACAGACAGACAGACAUAGAGACAUGGACAUGCACACGUCACACAGACAGGGCCCGCAAGCCAUCAUUGAUGGGUCCCUCCCUGCGCCAGUGGGUAAGUGAGAGAGUGAGAGAGCAAGACAGGUCGGCUGUACACGAGAGGAGGGAGGGGAGCCAGGCAGGUCAGGAGCCAAAACUGUUUGGUGUGUGCCUUGUGUUGUCGUCGACAAACAGCUGUCUCAAUCAAAACAGCCACCACACCCACUCUCCCCUCUCCCCUCACUCACACCCGCUCUCCCCUCACUCGCACGCGCACAGUUGUAAAACUGACACAGCCAGCCAUCCAGCCAUCCAGCCACCCCCUGUAGGUAUAACGACCGCGCGACUAACAAACGAGCAGUGUGCGCCAUAGCGCACACCGUGCAACCAACCAACAGCUUCAUGGCUUGCACACACACAGACAGCCCACUAGUGGUCGAGAAGGCAAUGCAGAGAGCAAGCACCAACGCGCAGCUUGACCAUGCACGGCCCCGUCCAGCUACGGUGCCGUGGGUUACUCAUCUAUGGGUCCGAAGAAGGCCCCCUGGUUGGCUUGUUUGGUCUGUCGCUGCCUGUUGCGCGAGACGUACCGGACCUUCUCGCUCUUGCGCCAGUCGGUGCAGAACCCGUCGUGGCUCUGAGAGAGAGGGACAAAAGGACCGAGACCAUAGAGGGACAUGCCAUGGGGGUGGGUGGUGCCUGGCUUGUCAGCUGACCUCUUCGAAGACAGCAGGUGCCCCGAAUCCGUUGUCGGCGCCCUCCACGUCCUCCAUACGAAUUAGUGCACGCACCACCGGGUUGUCCUGACACGACAGACACACAACACAGCCAACAUUGCACACGCCAAGCAAGUGCUGCUGAUGCACUUGUGCAUGGCGGCCUAGCUUCCCGCCGCACUGGCCACGGAUGUAUGUACCCACCUGCAUGUGUGGCAGCAUGCCUCCCUGCAGGAAGCUCUUGAGCAACUCAUACCGACAAAUGGCACUCCACGUGGCGAUCUGCAUGAGCACAGCACGCCACACAUGAAACCCGUCUAACUGUCAGUACGCGUGUGUGCGUGUGCAUGUGCAGCCCACCUGCAGUUCUUUCCUGCGGCUGCCCAUGUAGAACUUGAAUGGACUGCACGAACCAGUCUGCAGGCCAGCCAAAUCGACAGCAGAGACAGAGAGAGAGCAUACGUGUCUGUCUGUUGGUCUCUGCGCAUGCACCUCUGCCACUUCUAGUAUCUGCCUAAAUGUUGCGCGCUGCUCCUUCAACUCGUCCUUGGUCAGCCCCCGGGUGCGCUGGGUGUUGCUGCCGCCCAGCUGACGCAACAACGCCAUCUCCUCACUACGCACCGCCUCCUGAGCCGCAGAGAGACCAACACAACAAAUGUAGACAGAGACACACACGGGCAAUGGAUGGAUGGGGGGGUGGGUGGAGGCGGCAGCGGAUUUUGACUGACCAGCUCCUGGAGGGUUGUAUCUGAGUCCUCCGCCCUCCACUUGGCCUCCAACAUCAGCGCCAGCGACGACCCAGCCUGCAGUGGACACACCGGACACAGAGGGACGGAGGGAUGCCAUGAGUUCAAGGACAGUCAUGGAGGGUCUGCGCUGCAGGUGUGUUCGCCUACCGUGCUGCGCAGGUCGACGCUCUGGCCGUGCAGGCCACGAAACGCCAAAUCCCACAGGUCGGAUGCAGGACUGAACAGCACCAUGACACCAGAAGAAACAGUCGACAGGCGAUGAUGCGACAGACAUCACCAUGGGUAUGCGUACCUCUGUGUGAUGUCAGCGAGGUCCCGUGGCGGCUGCAGGGAGGAGAGCAACGUCCACCCAUCCAGAAUGCCCUCGCACUGAACCGACUCAGAAUCGCCCUCCUUCUCCUGACAUUACCACCACCACCACCAGCCAACCGCUCAUUUGGGCCCGCGUCAAAUGGAAUGGCAUGUGAUUAGCUCAUGUGUUUCCCUCCCUCCCUCACCGUCUUUGAUAGGUCGAUGUGUGCCGCCCGUGCGCGCAUCCACUCGACCAUCUCAUGCACCUUGGUAUCGUCAUCGCACCCUAGGAACGCCAUGAGGGCCAGGACUGUUGCUAUGCGGCUCUUGACCUGAGGGCUUCGCUGGCUGGCGUAGCUGCGCUGCACGUUGCCGACGCAGUACUGAAACCAACACACAACACAGCGAAUGGGUGAGGGCGGGGAUGGAUGAUGGGAGUAGGCUUUUGCUAUGCCUACUUCGUAUUGGCCCGCAGAGAGGGCCGGCGAUCCCAGAGUAAUCAGCACCACACCCAACACGUCACACGCCAACACAGCUGGCCCCAGGAGCAACACAAACACACGCAAUCCAUCCUCUCAUCGUCUCCUUCAUGCUUCCUCCCCUCUCUCCCUGCCUCCCAACCUCACCUUCUUUGGCGUCCCCCUUCUUGAUGCACCCGCACAGCCGACUGAGGAUGGUCUCUGUGCAUCCCGACACCACCUCAUCGGCAUACUCCUUACGCAGCAGCUUCAGGGCGCCAUCCAGCGCCGCUAUCCGAGUGCUGCCCCGUUUGGCCGCCAGCUGCUCCAGGAGCUCCUCAAAGCUGCCCGCUGAGCCAGUGGUCGACUCCUCGGCGCGAGGGGGUGAGGCGUCUGAGGGAGCCGCGGUGUCCCUGGUCUUGCUGAAGAAGCCAAACUCGGAUGGCUCCUCGUCCUCGAACUGCCCUCCCAUCGCCCCAAUCGUCCUCUCGGUCCUCUCGGAGCUGCAUAUUCGCACACACGAAGGCAAGAGAUGGGGGAGGUCCCGGCUUUGCGACUGGGCCUUGGUAGGCGUACCAGUAGGUGCUAUCGCUCAGGUAGUCGGUGUCAUUCUGCUGUGGCGUCCGUUGGCGCUUGGGCUUGCCCUUCGGCAUUGUGCCGCACUAUCCUCACAAAGCACGUCCAACUAACACAACCACAUGGUCUCUCCUAUGCCUCCUGCUCAUGCAAACCGUCGCU